Messenger RNA from Impatiens glandulifera, 3472 nucleotides. RefSeq names its product exportin-T-like. Gene Ontology annotation, biological process: tRNA re-export from nucleus. The coding region runs from base 322 to 3267 and encodes 981 amino acids. Lineage: Eukaryota; Viridiplantae; Streptophyta; Magnoliopsida; Ericales; Balsaminaceae. The transcript is spliced from 15 exons. Gene Ontology annotation, molecular function: small GTPase binding; tRNA binding. The record is from RefSeq and is a predicted model, not a curated record. Gene Ontology annotation, cellular component: nuclear matrix; cytoplasm; nuclear pore.
CAUAUCAUAUAAACCCUAAAUCCAUAACUUCAAAGUUCUUUCUUUGAACAAGUUUAAACCCUAUUAUUCAAUUUUUGUUUCUUCAAUCUUACUUCAAUCGCAACUGCAAAAAUCCUCUGUUUCCUUUUGGGUAAGUUUUCUAUUCCCAUAUACAAUUGAUCCGAUUUCUUACUUGAUUCCAAUCUGAUUCCAUUACAUUAUAUUCAUAUUCAGAUCGUCUUCCAAAACCAAAUAUAAGUAUCUAUUUCCGAUUCAUAGUGGGUAUUGAAAGAACUGGGCAACAGUGAUCUGAGUAGGGAGAUUUUUGCAGGGUUUUAAACAAUGGAUGAUCUUGAGAAAGCAAUUGUUAUAACUUUUGAUGGGUUAACGGAUUCUGCACUUAAUUCCCAAGCCGUUUCUUACUGUCAACAAGUUAAGGAUAAUCCAUCUAUUUCAUAUAUAUGCAUUGAUCAUCUGUGUUCAUCUAAGCUAGCGCAAGUUCAAUUCUGGUGUUUGCAAUGUCUGCACGAAACUGUUCAGGUUCGUUAUUCAUCCAUGUCUCCACAUGAACAAGCGUUUGUAAGGAAAUCUGUUUUCUCAAUGGCUUGUUUCGAUUCAAUUGAUGGUAAGACGGAUUCUGCUAGAAUAUUGGAAGGGCCUGCAUUUGUAAAGAACAAGCUUGCACAGGUUUUUGUCAAGUUAAUCUACUUAGAAUACCCAGAGAUUUGGCCUUCUGUUUUCAUAGAUUAUCUUCCUCACCUUAACAAAGGUGUUACAGUUAUUGACAUGUUCUGUAGAAUCUUAAAUUCUUUGGAUGAAGAAUUGAUCAGUUUGGACUAUCAUCGAAAUUCGGAUGAACUGGCUGUUGCUACUAGAGUAAAGGAUGCCAUGAGACAACAAUGUGUUCCUCAGAUAGUUAAAGCAUGUUACGAUAUUAUCUCAAUGUGCAGAAACUACGAACCUUUUCUUUGCGCAAAUGUCAUGGAUUCCAUUAAAAGACACGUUUCGUGGAUUGAUAUCGGAUUAAUUGCCAACGAUCCAUUUAUCACACUUUUCUUCGACCUGAUUUCAAACGACGAUUUGCCAAUUCAGCUUCGCGGUUCUGCAACCGGCUGUGUUCUUGCGGCAGUAUCUAAACGUAUGGAGUACUUAGCCAAGCUGAAACUUCUCCAAACCCUUCAAAUAAAAAGGGUAUCCAGUUUAGUGAUGGAACGACGUUUGGACGAUGAAUUGUUUGCGAAAAUAGCCAUUCUUCUAACUGGUUACGCUAACGAAGCGCUCGUUUGCUCAAUGCGGUUACGUAACUCUGUGGAAUCCAAUCGUAGUUGCAUUGAGCUUCUGAACGAGGUUUUUCCCUCGAUUUUCCAUGUAAUGCUUACGUGUGAAAUCGAUAUUAUGUUUAUCAUCGUUCAGUUUCUUUCGGAUUACUUUGGCAUGAUGAAGCUUCUCCUUAAACCGAGUGAGGAGCAGUUAUUUCAUGCAAACCGGAUUUUGGAAAUCAUAAGUUUGCGGAUUCGAUACGAUCCCAUUCACCGCAAAAAUGUCGAUGUUUUUAAUGUAUUAGGGAAAGAGGAAGAAGAUAGGAUGACGGAAUUUCGCAAAGAUUUAUUCGUUUUGCUUCGCGGAGUUGGUCGUGUUCUCCCCGAUAUUACUCAGAUAUUUAUCAAGAACUCGUUAGUUCGAGCUUUUUCGUCUUCUUCUGGCUCGGAUAGUAAUGUUGAAGAAGUGGAAGCUGCGCUUUCACUUUUCUACGCUUAUGGGGAAUCGGAUACAAUGAAAGAAAAUGGCAUUUUGAGAGAUCUUGUCCCAACUUUACUGUCGACGAGACUUCAUUGCCAUUCGAAUAGGAUUGUUGCUCUUGUUUAUCUGGAAAUGAUAUAUCGAUAUAUGAAGUUACCUAUUAUCAAGGAUCAUAAUGAAUAUAUACCUAUAAUUCUGUCUGCUUUUCUCGAUGAAAGGGGUGUACAUCAUUCAAAUGUCCAUGUAAGCCGAAGGGCGGCUUAUCUUUUCACAAGGGUUGUAAAACAGCUUAAAGCAAAGUUUGUUCCAUUCAUAGAUACAAUUUUGCAGAGUCUUGGGGAUACAUUAACUCGAUUUACAUCAGAUCAACUGGGAAAUGAAGAUGGUAGUGAUAUAUUUGAGGCUAUUGGAUUGUUAAUUGGGGUUCAAGGGGUUUCACCUGAAAAACAAGUUGCCUAUCUUUCGUCAUUGCUUACUCCACUUUGCCAGCAGGUGGAUGCGAAACUUCAAGAUCCCGAAGAAUCUCCUGCAAAGAUUGUGAUUUUUCAGCAAAUCGUCUUAGCAAUUAAUGCCCUUAGCAAGGGGUUCAGUGUUCGUGUUGUGACAUCAAAUCGACCUACUAUUGGUCUCAUGUUUAGGCAGACACUGGAGGUUCUCCUUCGAGUUUUAGCUGUCUAUCCAAAGAUAGAGAUAUUGCGUAUUAAGAUUACAUCGUUCAUUCAUCAAAUGGUGGAGACAUUGGGUGGUGCAUCUGUAUUUCCUUACCUCCCAAAGGCUUUGGAACAGUUGCUUGUGGAGAGUGAGCCAAAGGAAAUGACGCGUGUCCUACUGUUGCUAAAUCAGCUGAUUUGCAAGUCCAACACUGAAUUACAAAACAUAUUGGAAGACAUUUAUCCUGUUAUAGCAAGCAUGUUUUUAAAUCUUGUACCAAUAGAAGCGGUUUCUUCUGAGCCAAAAUGUAAUACUGAGGAAAUUCGUGAACGACAAGAGCUUCAGAAACUAUUUUACACAUUUCUUAAUGCGAUAGCUAUGAAUGAUAUGUCUUCAGUUUUUCUCUCCCAAAAAUCUCGAGUAUGCUUGGAUUCGGUGAUGCAAAACUUACUCGAGACAUCUUGUAAACACAAGGAUAUCGUCGUGAGAAAGCUUUGUGUUCAGAUAUUUAUUAGAUUAAUUAAAGACUGGUGUGUUGGGCCCUUUGGUGAAGAUAAGUUGCCUGGUUUCCAGGGCUUUGUAGUCGAGAUUUUCGCAACAAAUUGUUGUUUGUACAGUGUGCUUGACAAGUCCUUUGAGUUCACUGAUUCUAAUACUAUGCUUUUGUUCAAAGAAAUAGCCUUGGUGCAGAAGGUUAUGUAUGAGAAAUUUGACAAUGAAUUUCUCCUCCAUUUUGUUUCUAAAUGGUUUCCAUCUGCUCAAUGCCCUCAAGAUUUGGCUGAACAAUAUUGCAAAAAGUUGAAGCAUAAAGAUUUGGAUGUAUUAGUUUCGUUUUACCAGAAUCUUAUCGAGAACUUGAGACAUCAAAUUCAGAAUCUCUCAACAAUUAAGUUUUGAUCUAUAAGAUUUUCUUUUCUUUGUAAAUAGCAGAUUUUGCCGGUUUUCUAUGGACAAUGAGAUAUGAAAGUCAAGAAGAUAUGACACAGAAAUUUUAGGCUGAAUGUUGUUCUUGAGUUGUUUCAAACUGUUGCAAACAAUGAGUUUUUUUCUUCUUUUUUUCUAUAAUUAGCACAUUUAUUCAUUUUUUAUUUUAUCUUACAUA